UUUCCCGUCACUCCGUCACUCCGUCAACACUUCCGCCUUUCCUGAUCUCAACUUUACCGGCAUCAGCAGCAAGGAAAUCCCUUCUUCAUUUCCGCAACAUUCGCGUAAGAUUUAGCCGGCAAUAUGGUUCAGUUCUCCGAGGAAACCAAGGAGCGUAUCUCCAAGGUCAUUGACGUCUCCAGAGUUGCUAUUCACUAUGGAUACCUGCCAUUGAUCGUCUAUCUCGGAUACACUUACAGUGAACCCAAGCCUUCUCUGUUCAAGCUGUUCUCGCCGCUCGCCUAGAGGAAUGAGUUGCUUCAGCAUACUGGACGGCGAAUGCCCAUCAGGCAGACUCAUGCAACGCCUGGAUUCUCCGUCUGCGAUGUAGACAGACAAAUAAUAAUACUGCCUGUCGGAAUACGAGCAGACUGAGAAACCUUUUUCAUCUCAAACCCCCGGGUCGAUGUUGACAUUGGAAGUCUACAUCGAUACACAUGUACUUUUAAACUAUGAUCAGUUCUCAUGUUUUGUAUUGGUUAACGCGAAUGGUUCAAUUUCAUACACAGGUCCAGGGCAGGACCGAGGAUACAUGCAAAGGGUUUCCGGGAGACUACAUUAUUAAGUAUCAGCGUAAGCUCAACCGAUGCACUGCGAAGCAGACUCCAGAUCAAAUAUCAGCAUGUAUGAUCUUAUUUUAU
Molecule: messenger RNA, 680 nt
Organism: Aspergillus welwitschiae
Lineage: Eukaryota; Fungi; Ascomycota; Eurotiomycetes; Eurotiales; Aspergillaceae
Product: mitochondrial import receptor subunit TOM7
Exons: 5
Coding region: 124-285 (53 amino acids)
Biological process (GO): protein import into mitochondrial matrix; protein insertion into mitochondrial outer membrane
Cellular component (GO): mitochondrial outer membrane translocase complex; mitochondrial outer membrane
Source: RefSeq, a predicted model, not a curated record